Messenger RNA from Protobothrops mucrosquamatus (brown spotted pit viper), 2040 nucleotides. RefSeq names its product receptor for retinol uptake stra6. Gene Ontology annotation, biological process: vitamin A import into cell. The transcript is spliced from 14 exons. The record is from RefSeq and is a predicted model, not a curated record. Gene Ontology annotation, cellular component: plasma membrane. NCBI's taxonomy places the organism in Eukaryota, Metazoa, Chordata, Lepidosauria, Squamata, Viperidae. Gene Ontology annotation, molecular function: retinol transmembrane transporter activity; signaling receptor activity. Bases 1 to 1611 code for a protein of 536 amino acids.
AUGUCUUCCCAAGAGCAAUUGAGAGAUGGAUUGGAACUUGCCGGAAACUUUGCUGAUGAAGAUAAUUGGUACAUAUAUGAACCAAUAGGAAACCCCAACGAAGUUGGAUACCUGCUUGGCUGCCUGCUGUCCUGGUGUCACUGUGUGCUCUACAUCUGGCAGAAGGUGGAAUGUCCUCAGUCACCCAAGAUUUACAGAUAUUAUUCCCUGCUUUCUUACCUUCCUAUCAUUCUGUGCCUCGCCAUGCUGAGCCUUUGGUACCCCAUGAAACUGGUUGAGAGCUUCAAAGGGGACGCCAAGAUGGCGGCAGAGAAGGUUCCAGGAAGCAGCUAUUAUGAAGACUAUUUGAAGCACAUCCUGACUAAAAGAAUACCCAAGAAAAGCAUCAAUGGAGUGAAGCCAAGAAGGCUUUCCAGUCUCCAAUCCUACUUGCGUACAUUUGUAUACACACCCCAGAAAGGUUUCGAGAUCCCACUGAAGCUGGCCCUCUCUCUAGCCAUGGCUGUGAUAGCUGUCUACCAGGUGGCCCUUCUUCUACUUGCAUCCUUCAUCCCCAACAUCCAGAUCAUAAGAGCUGGGAUGACAAAAGAAAUGACAGCACUCUUUGUCCAAUUUGGUAUAAUUCCUUCCAAAAAUCCUGCCAGUAUUCCUGGAGACAAAGAGUUGGCAACGGCUAAGCACUACAUCUGGUCACUAGAAGUGUGCUUCAUCUCGUCCCUGGUCCUCUCCUGCCUGGUGACCUUCUGCAUGUUAAUGAAGUCCAUGGGAAACCACAGGACUAAUCUCCGGUGUCUCUACCAAGGGGCUGUUGAAAAGGUUUUCUAUCGUUCCUGUAAACUCCAACCUUCUCAGCAAUCUCUCGUGUGCUGGAUGCAAUUCACGGGUUUCCAGAUAUCAUUUGCGUGCCUAGCUCUGCUCAUCCAACACAUUGUCUUCUUCAUUUGCAUCGUGUGUUUCACUUUCCUGAUUGUUGUCCCACUGCAGUCUGGCAGCAACAUGCAUCUUUUCAAAAUUGUGGUGAACUUGUGGCCCUUCUGGUUGACCUUGGUUGUUUCAUUCAUCACCCAGAAUCUGCUGGUCCACUACUACUUCCUGGAGCGAGACCAUCUACCCAGAGAGUUGACCAACAGGCGAGCCUUUUACAUUGUGACAUACAUGUUUUUCCCCAUCAAUGUGCUCCUGGGGUUAAUGGCAGGAAUCUGGAGAAUGGUGAUCUCAGCGCUGUACAACAUUGUUCAUUUCUGCCAGCUGGAUGGGAGUCUACUGAGCCGUGGGGUGGAGAGGUUUGAUCCAGGCUACCGUACCUACUGCCAAUAUUUGAAAAUUGAGGUCAGCCAAUCCCACCCAGUAGUGAAAGCCUUUUGCCUCUUGCUUCUCCGCUGGCAAAGCGCCCAAAAUAUGCAGACCCUGCAGCUCAGAGAUGCAGAAGAAGGAAUCAAACUCAUGAAGACCACCAAUUCAGCACCCAAAGCGUCAAAGGGCCAACAGAACCGGGUCCGAUGGUGCCUGGCGUAUACCCUCAUCAACAACCCUUCCCUAUUGCCCUACCGCAAAGGGGCUCUUGUGGAUGCAACAGCUAAUGGGACAAAAGGCAGCCUCACCAAGCCUUGAUGGAACCAGCAAGCUUUCUUGGAAACAAUGGACUCUCCAUCAGGAGAUGAUGGAUGGAUUCCAUCACGAGUUUUCAUCUUGGGGUUCUUCAAGUUCCAUGCCUCUUUCGGGCUUAUGCAUCCUUGACCUGUUUGUAGACUUAGAAGAUGACUGAGGUUUAGUUGUCCUCCCUUCCUUUCCCACCCCACCCCACCUCAGGACAAACAACCCUGGAUGGGCAUGAAACCCAUGCAAAGUUUUGGAAUUGAUCCAAAGCUGGUCUGUUUCUCUCCAUUACAAGAUGUUCCUUAGCAUGUGUCCUCCUGUUUGUUUGUUUUUUAACAUGGGAAACCUGUCAAUGUUGCCUUUUCAUACAUCUUGGGUUCCGAGGCCUCCUGAAGUGCUGGGUGCACCCUAAAUCUUGGGGGCUCACUUUUAGCAAGAAAGAAA